CUCUGGGUCACCGUCGGCAUCGGACACUGAGACUCGAGCCACGUAGUCGCCUGGGUGGGCGCCCUCAGAGACCUGGACCGCACCUCCCUCGGUGAGGAAGAGCAGGUGGAUGGCAGGAGGGUUGUCAUUCACGUCCAGCACGUCAAUGGACACGCGCACGGUGGCUACCUCUGGCUCGGCGCCCCCGUCGCGGGCCUGGACCACCAACUGGUGCCAGGCCUGCUCCUCCCGGUCUAAAGGUCUUUGCACCCGCACUACGCCGCUCAGCUCCUCCACAGAAAAAUAACCCGGAUCGCCCAGUGGCCCACCACCUGCGCUCGCCACGGGCACUUGCCGCUCCCGGAUACUGUAGCGUACCAAGCCAUUGGGGCCCAAGUCGCGAUCAGUAGCACGCACGCGACAAACCUCAGAGCCCGGCUGGGCGUCCUCACGUACUGUGGCGCGGUACUCGCCCUGCUCGAAAACUGGCGGGUUGUCGUUCUCAUCCAACACACGCAGCUGCACGUGCAGGAGGCCGGUGCGCCGAGGGCUGCCACCGUCCCAAGCUUCAAUGUGCAGCUCGUGCGCUGCCGCCGCCUCUCGGUCCAAGCGCCGCAGCAGCACCAAGUCUAAGGGUUCCAGCGGUGAUGAGGACACCGGCAGGGAAGGCGACGCCGGUAACCCCGGCGUCCCAUAGCGCAAUUGGAAGAAGGGUCCUGUGGGAUCCUGGGGCAUGUCAGAAGCUUGCAGCAAAGUGUAGCCCUGGAUGCUGAACAGUCCCGCGUCCGGGUCCUGGGCUCCUGGCAGGCGGAACGCUGUCCCGGGCGGGCUGAGUUCGGACACGUCCAGCUGCAGGGAGUCGCGGGGAAAGCGAGGGGAAUGGUCGUUCACGUCGUUGACGCGGAUCUCCACCUGUACCACCUCUCCCAACAGCGUGGCGGCCACGAAGCUAUAGUGGUCCUGUCGCUCGCGGUCCAGACGCCGAGCGGUGCGGAUGAUACCAGUGUCCGGGUGCACGUGGAAGUCGUCCAGCAGCGGGGAGUCAUCCGAGUCCUCCGAAAGAAAAAAGCCAUUCCCAUCCUGUUGCUGAGCUGCUGGCAACCCCGCGCGAAUGUCACCCACCAGUGUGUCUGGGGGCAGCCCCUCGUCCACCGAGAGGCUGAGGUUGAACACCUGGGCAGAUGAGCCCGAGGCUGCCCACAGCCAGGCGUGGACGAAAAGCCGGAGCAGGGAGCUCUGCGCCCCGGCGCCGCGGGGCCGCCCACGGGGUGACCCAGCCGGCUGACGCCCUUCACCCAUCCUUCGCCCAGCAGGGCUCAUUUCUCCUCCAGCUCUUUAGGAAGAAGGCUCCGGCUAGCUGCCAGCUUGUAUUGGGAUCUCAGAGCAACCCAGGAGCCUCUUCAGUAUUAAGCCAGGGAAGAAAAGACUUUGGCAAACAAACGAAAAGACCCGGGAGUUCCCAAGGUGGCAUCUGCAACUGGUGCAGACGUCCUCUGGCCGCAGCUCACGCAGGCGGGGGCGGCUCUAGCUGCCUCUGCCUCCGCGGCCACCUCUCCAGCCUCUGGAUGUCUUUAAGGGAGUCCCAUCGCUUUUUCUCUCUUCUUCUAUUCCUUUUACAUCUGUUCCUUGUUCUGCUCGGCUGGCUGUUUCCCCCUGGUAAAGUCAGGUGCAUUAUUUCUUUUGCCAAAAAGGAGGAAAUUAUUUAAAGCGCGCACACGGAGAGGAAGGGGAUCCGGCCGGGAAGGGGGUGGAGAAAGGGCGGGGAGGCCGAGGGGGCGCGGGGCGGGAGGAACGGUGGGAGGGGCCGCUCGGGCAGCAGACUGCUACAGGGGCGGCCGCUCCCCCACCCACCCCACUCCACCUCCCGCGUCUCCCGGCGCUGGGGACUCCGUGGAGCCCCCUCUGACUGGGCCUCCUACUCCUUAGUCCCCUCCCCGUGCGUGAUGCGGCUCGCACCGGGAUGAAUUCCAACCUGCGAGCCUCGGUUCUGUAGAAGGACUAAAAAACGGCUAGCCGGAUGGACACGCAGCCCCAGACAGUGACGCUGAUGGGGUUGUCUGGCUUGGCUUUGCGUGCAAAGUGUACUGGGUUAGGGAAGAGGCCAGUAGCUUGCCCCUAAGCUCGCUCUCUCCAUCCUCAGAACAGCCCCUGCAGCGAGCCUGCCCAUGGCUCCAUGUAAGGUGGGGGUUAUAUGGUCACUUUAAGGAGACAAACUUGUGCUCUCUAUUUGGCGAGAGAACCCCACCUCCUCAGCGGAAGGACAGAUGGAGUCAAAAGGAGAUGCACAGCUGGGGCCAGUUUGACUGUAAAGCAGGGAAGGCGGAACUUGGAGAAAAAAAAAAGAAGAAGAAGAAAGGAGAAAGAAAACUUCCAGAAAUCCCGAAAAAAUCUGUGACACACAUGGCACGCUUUAUUAUGCCGAGCUACUAUUUAGCAGCGUGCUAGUGUCUUGUCACUCCCCUCUGCCACCUGUGAUGACAACAAUGGAUGGAGCUUGCGGACCUUUUUAGGCAUCCAGCGCCAUCAUACCUGCCAGCAUAUUUUAUGAUGAUGAUUUAUGUGCGGAUUGACCUUGUGGCAUAAGCCCCAGCACACGGCUUUACCUCCAGCCCUAUGAGAAGAACCUUGCAGGGAUCUGAUAGCUCUUCCAAAGUAGCUUAGGGUUGAAUCCAAAGACAAUUCACCUCAGCCUGUGUAGUCUCGGGCUUCUCUCCUGCUAUCCACAGCUAUAGAUGGAAACUGACAAAUGGCCUCUAAUAAAGUAUGCUCCACCAGAGGAGUCUGCUCUCUUGAGAGCGGCCAGCCAUAUGUAGCAAAAGGUUUCUGCAAUUUUGCAUUUCAGCCAGAAGGAAGAAUUAAUUUCCUAGAUACUGUUCUGUGCUAGGGGGAGACCAAAAGGCCAGCAUACAGUUCCCCAGAAACCCCAGUGAAACGCCUUCUUAUAUUGAGUGGCCUAUGCAUGCCAUUGCUAAUUAGCAGCCACACCAACCUGUACCCCUGAAAAAAUAAUAAUCAAAUGAUUUUCUUGGCAGUGUUGUAUGUAACCAGAGAUGCUAUUAAAAUAAUGUCAGCCUCCCUUUUAUCGAUCAAGUGCCUUUAAGCAUUUGGGAGAUCAGGCUUGAGCCUUUGGAGUCUUCUUUCCAACUUAAUGCAAAGGCAUCAGGAGUCUUACAAAGCACCACAACUACUGCCACCACUGGUCCCUUCUGAGGUGGUUCUCCACCAAGCAUUCAGACUGUUUCUAAAGCCAACACUAAGCCUUUAACCCCUAUUCAGAACCUACAUGAUAGCUUCUUGUUUCAGACUCCUUCCUAAAUUGCCCACCUUGCUCUUCUUCCCUGCUCAUUGAAGAAUCUUUGAGUUGUUGAGCUUCCCUGUCUAGAUCUCUUUUUGCCCCCCCCCCCAAACAGGCUCCUUCUCCUUCAGGUCUCAUGUAAGAUGCCAACUGAGGGGACAUCUCCCUGACUACCCUCCUUCUAGUGGGAGGGUAAACCUAGAUCCUCACAUUCUAUUUCAUUCAAAGUGCCUUUAAGUACCUGAGAUCAGCUUGUUUGGUUCAUCUGCUUGGUCUAUUACUCCAAUCUUACCCUCUUCAUAGACUUAAAGCGCUGCUUUAACCCACUCCCCAUGAGAGAGUCUGAGAGAGUGUUUGGUGAAUAGUAGAUCACUCUUCACUGUAUGUAUCCAGUGGCUGGAAUAACUGAUAGGCAGAUAAAUGGAUGAACUUUUAAACUGGAACUUGGAAACCACAACUAAAGAGUAACUGGCCCUGAGGUCCUUCACUGUACUGAGUCCCAGCUUUGCCUUGCUGGUUUUACUCAUCCUGUGAAUCUCCUUUGAACCUUUUCAGCUUAUGUGAAACUAUCAUCGUCCAAUAUUUCCUUGGCACUAAGAGAAAAAGCGGAUCUUCUUCCUGCACAUGGCACUGACACGGACUUUGUUAACAGAGGUUUAGUUUUGAACAAAUGGGAAAAUAAAGCUUUGGAAACCUG
This is a messenger RNA of Mus musculus (house mouse), 3971 nucleotides long. RefSeq names its product predicted gene 10710. The coding region runs from base 1161 to 1685 and encodes 174 amino acids. The transcript has a single exon. The record is from RefSeq and is marked validated. Lineage: Eukaryota; Metazoa; Chordata; Mammalia; Rodentia; Muridae.